Messenger RNA from Xylona heveae TC161, 828 nucleotides. RefSeq names its product S-adenosyl-L-methionine-dependent methyltransferase. NCBI's taxonomy places the organism in Eukaryota, Fungi, Ascomycota, Xylonomycetes, Xylonales, Xylonaceae. The record is from RefSeq and is a predicted model, not a curated record. Bases 1 to 828 code for a protein of 275 amino acids. The transcript has 2 exons.
AUGGCAAGCCACAGCGAAAGAAACCGAGAAUAUUUUGAUUCAAUGGCAGCAAGGUAUCAUACAGAGCCUUGGAUCCAAGAGGGGGUGGCCAUGAUAGCAGAGGGCGUCGAUGGUCAUCGCGACUGGAUCGGGAUUGAUCCAUCUAAUGUCAAGAAUGAUCAACCAUCUCAUAAGCGAUCUAUUCGUCUUUUGGACUUUGCUUGUGGCCCCGGUAUCAUCUCCCAGGUCCUUGGACCGCACGUGUCCCAAGUGCGAGGCAUCGAUGUCUCUGAAAAAAUGAUUGAAGAAUACAACAAGUCCGCCAUUGCCCAAGAAAAGGGCAAGGAAUUCAUGCAUGCAGUCCAGGGCGACUUGCUCGACCCUGCGGGAGCUGAUAAGAAGCUCGAUCUCCCGGAUUUGUACGAAUUCGAUCUUGCCGUGGUCAGCUUAGCUAUGCACCACUUUGAGGACCCCGAUUUGGCGGUCAGGCGGAUCGGGGAGAGAUUGAAGAAGGGCAGCGGCGUGCUACUGGUCAUUGAUUUCCUAGACGGAAGCUCUAACGAAGAGUCAAUUUUUCAACGUGUCGCCAAGGGUCACAAGGUGCUUACGCCUGCAGAAAAUGAGAAGCUCAACGCGUUACCGGCUGCACAGAGACAGCGCAUUGAGACGGCGUUGAAUGGAGCCACCCCAACUAUCAAAAACCCGGCCUUCAGCAAAGCUCGCAUGGAAGAAUUGUUCAAGAAUAAUGGAUUUGGAAAGAAUUUUGAAUUCCUUACCUUGGAGGGAAACUUUGAACGAAUGGGAGUCUUUAGCACGAAAUUGUUCAUGAGUAAGGCACAGCUUUCUUAG